UCAACGUUUACCGUCUCUCCCCAUCCCUCUUGUCCUCAUUCCUUUGGCUGACUUUUCUGUGUUUCCUUCAAAUGGCUUAAACGGACUAUGCCUGCUGCUUCUCACAUGGCUGGGAGGUGGAAAACUAACUUAACAGACGGUUUCAUGAUUGGACUACAUGAACAGAGCAGAGAACUGAAGGUGAGCAGGGACCACCAUGGAGACUGUAUCCCCCUCUUUCCUCUCUGCAGUUGACCGACUGUCCUGGUUUCUCCUUGCUCUGUUUACAUCAUGGAUAGUCCUGGGUUCAGCAGACACAAAGCAGACAAGAUGGCCAUUAUACUCCCAGAAGCCAGUUCUCCUUGUAUGGAAUGCUCCCACUCAAGAGUGUGGGACACGGCGAGGUGUUACGUUAUCAUUAGACCAGUUUGACAUAGUGGCAACCCCCAAUGAGGGCUUUGUCCGACAGAAUCUCACAAUGUUCUAUAAGGAACGCCUCGGGCUUUAUCCCUACUAUGACGCUGAAGACACACCAGUGAAUGGGGGCAUUCCACAACGUGUCAGUCUCUCUCAGCACUAUGAAAGGAUGCCUCAGGGUCUUGACAAAUACAUACCAGACCACCAGGCUAAAGGACUGUCUGUCAUUGACUGGGAGGAAUGGCGGCCCUUGUGGAUCCGAAACUGGGAUGCCAAAGAUGUCUAUAGAAGGAAAUCACGUGAACUGGUGGCUGAAAAGAACCUUAAGUGGACUCCAGAGCAAGUGGGGACUGUUGCAAAACAAGAAUUUGAACUUGCAGCUCGCAAGUUCAUGCUGGAGACCCUGAGACAGGCUAAAAAUUUGAGACCGAAUCAGCUGUGGGGCUUCUACCUGUUUCCUGAUUGUUACAACCAUGACUACAAAGGGGGGCUGAAAAACUACACAGGACGUUGUCCUGCUGUUGAGAUUGAGCGCAAUGAUCAACUGAACUGGCUGUGGAUUGAAUGCACCGCCCUUUUUCCCUCCAUAUACAUGGGUUCUGUACUGCGCUCAACUAAUCAUGGACGCCUGUUUGUCCAGAACAGGCUGAAGGAGGCAAUGCGCCUUGCAUCUGUUGGGGAUGGGUUGGCACGUCCUGUUUUUGUUUAUACCCGACCCACUUACAAUAGUGAGAUGACCCUUUUAACUGAGAGAGAUUUGGUCUCCACCAUUGGCGAGAGCGUUGCAUUGGGAGCUGCAGGAGUGAUCUUCUGGGGGGACACCUCCUACGCAAGCAGUACCAGCUGCUCUAACUUGAAUAACUAUCUGCUGGGACCGCUGGGCCUGUACCUCCUCAAUGUGACCACAGCAGCAGAGCAGUGCAGCCAGAAAUUGUGCAAAUUUCACGGUCGCUGUCUUCGCCGAGCACCAGACAGCGACGUGUAUCUGCACCUCAGCCCCUCCACUCACAAGAUCACAAGUCAGGGCGGAAAGCUGAAGGUCUCUGGAUCCCCAGGCCAAGCAGAGCUGAAGACCUUCCGUCAGCACUUCAAGUGCCAGUGCUACAGCGGGUACAGGGGUGAAGGCUGUGAGCAGAGAGCAAGAGGGCAGAAUAGAGCCGCCUCUGUUUUAGGGAUGUGGCCUCUCUGCUUUCUGCUCCCACUUGGACUUCUCUCUCUGCUUCAUUGAGGAAACCAGGAAACCAAACUAUUCUCUGGUUCUGCCAGCACCGAAAGGGAAAGUUUUGGUUUUCUGGCCUGAAAACAAAAAUUAACUGUGUUGUGGAAGCAUUGCUUAGGGAGCAGCGGGUGCUCAGUGCAUAAAUUCAGAGGUUUAUAUGGUAACAGGUUUGUAUUUCAUUACACAUUGAACUAAAACUACAGUGUGUGUUUUCUGGAAAGUAUUCUUUUUGUAUUUAUUUUAUAGUAAACAUAAUGGGUCAAUUAAAAUCUUAAAAACUGGAAAGAUGGAUUUAUAUUUCACUGCGUAUAGUGUUACAUAUGAUACAACUUUAGAUGUAUCAUAAAAUCUUAAUUGGAGGGAAGGACUUGAUGUAGCCUUUAUCUGUCAUGUUUAAGAAUCAACCUUUAAGUUGUAAUGGAGCCUUAAACAACAUAUAAAAUAUUACACCAGUUUUGACAUCUUAAACCUCUUCUAUCCUUAAAGAAACAGAGUAGCUGGACCUUCCUGUUUCAUUCCAGAUUUGUGCCUUAACAUGGCUAGAAAAUGCUCUUCUUAUGGCUGCAUUUUGUGUUAAAUUUCAUGGUUUUUUUCAGCUCGAUACCGUAUAUUGUACAGUUUAUGAAUUACACUAAUGUCUUAAUGUUGUUUACGGUCAAUGAAUGAAUUGGAAUAAUAUCCAAACAUUGGGAUAUUUAUAAUUUAAUACACUAUAUAGCAAUAUUUAAUAUUAGGAUAUUACAUCAUACCAAAACAAAAAACAUUUUAAAAGAGAAAUGUUGACUUUAUAAAAAGAAUUGUCCAAUAUCUGUUUUCGUUGUUUUCACAAAAUAAUUUUAAUCAGAAAAAAGCCUAAUUGGAAUGCAGAUUCAAAUGUAUUUAAUUUGAACAAUGUUCAAUGAAAAGAUUAUUUUGAAUUAUUACAAUGAAUUAUUUUACACUUAUAUUAACUGACAAGUUAUGCCAGAAAUGUGGGACCAUGGCAUUCAACUAAUAUCACUUCUGAUUUUUAUCAUUUUUAGUUUCUUCAUAAAAGGUUUUAGCUUUUAGAAUGAAAACAUAUCAAUAUUUAGGACAAUUUUUUAUUUAUUUUCUUUGAAACAAAUUCAAAGGUCACUUGGUUUUACAGUCAUUCUUUUUUUAUCUCAGUUGAUUUUUCGUUUUUAAACCAAUUUAAAGAGGAAAAAGUUUUUGUUUUCUAAUUAAAGGAGAUUGGCUGACUGAACAGUUUCAGAUUUCAAUUAACCAAAACAAUUGUGUUUUGUUUAUGUAGCCAUUUUUAAAACCUGCACUUUAAAUACUUAUUUUCUUGGUACAUUAGGCUUCCGUCGUGUAUUUCCACUUGUGAAAGGUUGUGUCUUAGUGUGUGGCAGUCUGUUAGCCUUCCGUCAGUAGAGAACAGUACUAGGUGUUUUCUCCAUGAUUGUUCCAUGUUUGAAUUGUUUUCCACUGUGAAUGUUGUCCAAAAACAAAUGGGUAAACAAUUGUUGUACAUUUCUUAAGCAUUUCUGUUUUAUCAUUUUAAGAGGCAUGAGUACGAUUUUGAACACUCUGUGCCACUCUGUUUUAUUAGCGGCUUUGCCUCAGUAUUUAUAAGACUUACUAGAAAUAUAAAAUAUAUUUUGUGAAGAUUUACUGCUGGGUUUUUUUAUAUUGCAUCUGCCAAAAUCAAGAAGCUAUCUUAAACCUUUCGUGUUCACAUUUUAUGCUGGAGAAUUUCAUUAUUAAAAUUAUGAUUUCAUUAUAA
Molecule: messenger RNA, 3362 nt
Organism: Xiphophorus couchianus (Monterrey platyfish)
Lineage: Eukaryota; Metazoa; Chordata; Actinopteri; Cyprinodontiformes; Poeciliidae
Gene: hyal2b
Product: hyaluronidase 2b
Exons: 4
Coding region: 197-1624 (475 amino acids)
Biological process (GO): hyaluronan catabolic process; carbohydrate metabolic process
Cellular component (GO): cytoplasmic vesicle
Molecular function (GO): hyalurononglucosaminidase activity; hyaluronoglucuronidase activity
Source: RefSeq, a predicted model, not a curated record